Messenger RNA from Amoebophrya sp. A25, 4913 nucleotides. The record is from the annotation of a GenBank genome assembly. NCBI's taxonomy places the organism in Eukaryota, Dinophyceae, Syndiniales, Amoebophryaceae.
GAAAAUAUGUUUUGGCAACAAUAAUUUCUUGCCGAGGAAGAAUAAGAAUAUCCCCCCACACCAUUAAGAACAUCCACCAGUCUGCGAACAAAGAUAUUUACCAUUGCCCAUAUGGUUCAGUUUUUUUGCUACCACACCUCCGCUUUAUUAAAUCAAAUAUUUCUUAUGAAAGUUCCUUACAACGAACUAGUCCCCCAAGAAUAGCUACAAGAGAAACAUUUCUUCAUCAUCAACAACGCCCACUGAGUACAGCAAGUGAUACUAAUCUUCAUCAAGCAGAAGUACUUGAACAAAGAUUGCUAUCAAAUAUUAUGCCGGCGGGUCCAUCGCUUUCGUUCUCGUCUGCAGCCGAGCUGGCUCGGGCCGACGAGCUCUUGCGUGCCGCGAGCUACGUCGAUGGUGGCCACAGCUACAGCGCACGCGAUGUGAGCUUCUACAAAACUGCUGCGACGCAGGUCGCCAACUCAGAGGCGGAAGGCUUCAAAAAGGACUAUCCGUCAGUGGCCAGGUGGAUGCGCCAAAUGCGCUUCGUGGUCGAGGAGACCGGCUCCGAGGCUGCCGGAUUCGGAGCUGCGUUGCCCUCUAGCGGAGCGUUGACCCGAGUCAGUGAGCAGGCAUCGGGACAGUUCGCUGCUUCUUCUACCGCGAGCUCUGGCUCAAAGCCCAACAAGGCGGACCGCAAAAGCGCAGCUAUGGAGCGCAAGAGCGAGCAGCCGAAGGAGGCCGCGAAGCCGGCUUACGUGAAGGGCUCAACGGUGAGAUGACAUUCUAAUCACUUCUUAUUUUCGUCUGCUAGCAGACAAAAAGGAGUGAUAAUGAACAAUUGUAAACUGACGUAUAAUUUUUACCAGGACGAGUAGUUUCAUAUUGUUGCGACCCGAGUAAAUACAAAUAUUUUGUUGAAAAAGGUCAUCUUUGUUAAAUUACUGCAGCUAACUGCGAUGAAAUCAGAAGUUGUUCUGUCUGCUCAUUGCAACAGGUGAAAGAAGUCGACUGCAAGGUUGUGCCCAUGGAAAACAGGGAGAAAGCCCUCCCGGUGCAGCCUCCUAGGGGUGCGGGCGCGACGAACUUCCCUGGCGUUGGAAAGAAGGGAACACGUUACAUUACGACAGCUAUCCACUACACUAACGGAUGGCCGCACGUUGGCCAUGCCUACGAAACUAUCCAGGCGGACGUAAUAUUUAGAUCAUCAGCUUUUUAUACAGCAGCCAGUUUUCAUCUUCUAGGUUGUAUAGAUACUCAAUCGUCAUUUACUCUAUAAGUAGCGCGAAAUCUAUCCUAGUGAACUAUUUUAUGAUUAGGGCUGAACAUCUUGUUUCUAUUAUAAGCAGUAAAACACACAGCACAAACAUCUGAUAUUUAUUGACCCAUCGUAUUUCCACUCCAGAUCCUGGCUCGCUUCUUCCGGCUUGCUAGCUACGACACUUUCUUUCAAACGGGCACUGACGAACACGGUCAAAAGAUUGCCGAGGCAGCGGUAGCGCAAGGAAAGCCCACGCCCAGGGCUUUGUGCGACAUGUACGUCCAGGGAUUUCAGGGUCUGUUCGGGCGAACCGAGAUUUCCGAGGACCAAUUCAUCCGCACGUCGCAGCCAGAGCACUACAAAAUCGUUCAGGACCUCUGGAAAAAGGUGUCCGACAAAGGCGACAUCUACUUGGGCGAAUAUGAAGGCUGGUACAUGGUUCGCGAGGAGCGCUUUGUCACCGACAAGGAAGCUGAGGAAUGGAAAUACCUGGAUCCGAGCAACGGAAAGCCGUUGCAACGUACUUUUCGUUUUCUUUAUUUUGUGGUUGUUCUUUAUCCUUCGUUUAAGUGAUGUUGUCUUCUUGCUGGAUCUCAGAUAACUCAGGAAUCACAAUAGCCAAAGUUGUCAAUCUAUUCACGACUGCACAUGAUCUCACUUAAACUUAGGCAUGAAGGAGCCGAGUUAUUUCUUCCGACUGAGCAAAUACAAGGACUUCAUCGUCAAGCUUCUCACUGAGAAUGCGGAUUUCGUGAAGCCAGAGGAGUACCGAUUGUCCCUCAUUUCGAGGUUGAAGGACAUGGAAGAAUCAGGUGGACUCAGGGACUUGUCAAUCUCGCGUGCAACGUUUGAGUGGGGCGUUCCGGUACUUUUGCAAUCACGCUUUUUGUUUUAAUCUCCUCUAAUUAUAGCAUGAUGAGGUGUUGUGUAGUACUGCUAUGACACGUAGUCCAUCCUACGUAAAAUCAAUUUCUUUGAAUGGAGGUGUGAUACAACAUUAUUUAAUGUCAACAUCUGAAGAAAGCAAAUUAAUCCAAUCGGGAUGCCAAUCAAUGAAAGGCAAAUUAAUCUAAUCCAAUGCAAGGUCCCGGAGAAGGUCGGUCCCGAUGGGAAAAAGCACGUUAUGUACGUGUGGUUUGACGCAUUGACGAACUAUUUUUCGGGUGUUAACUUUGACCGGAAGAACGCGAAAUAUUGGCCAGCGAAUAUGCACGUUAUCGGCAAGGAUAUUGUGUGGUUUCACUGCGUGAUCUGGCCGGCUAUGCUUCAAUCAGCGGGUAUUCCGCUACCUCAGAGCGUGGUCGUACACGGUUUCAUCAACGACAAGGAAGGAACUAAGAUGAGCAAGUCGGAAGGUAACGUGGUCAACCCGCACGAUAUCUGUGACUGGUGUGCGCCAGACACCUUCCGGUGGUACCUCUGCCGCGGCACUGAAUUCGGCAAGGAUCUCUCUUUCUCAGUUUCCGACCUCAAGCUGAAGCACAAUGCUGGUAUUUACUUAACUAAAAAGUGUGCUGUUAUAACCAACGUGAUUAUUUUUCUUAAAGUUGGAUUGAAUUUUAGUUCUUAUGUUCAUCUCGGGUUGAUUAGUACAGUCAACAAUGCCCCCAUUCUGUCACUUCACAGAGCUGUGCGACAACCUUGGGAACCUGGUGAAUCGUGCUGUGAAUUUGUGUAAGGGCGCCGUCCCCGAGCUGAGUAGCGAUAAGUCCAUUGGUGUGCCGUUUAAUGUCGCAGACUUGCGGUCUAAGUUCUGCCGCGCCAUGGAGAACGCGAGAACGUGCGAAGGCGCGACGCUGGUCCGGGACGCGAGCGCCGCGACGAACAAGUGGUUGGCCGAUCUUGAGCCUUGGAAAUUGUCGAAAACGGAUCCCGCGAAAGCCGCUGGUAUCGUUCGUGUUUGCCUGGAAGCCGUCUUCGUGCUCGCGCACUUAUUCGCACCGUUCAUCCCGCGUGCGGCUGAGGCCAUCCUGCUGGAGAAAUUGAAGGCGGAUAAAAUCUUGCCGCUGGACGCCUUGCAGGAACUGGACAAGAAUCUGAAGGCGGGCGCUCCAGUUUCCAGUACUUCCGUGUUAUUCGCCACUUUCAGUCCGCAGGAGCUCGAGAUCGACACCCCAGUGAUGGUCCGACCGAGCGCCGAAGAGACGGCAAAAACCCCAGCUGCGGUGCCAGCGGAGAAGGAAGGAAAGCAACAGCAGAAAGGGAACGGAAAACAGCAGCAGAACAAGGGAGGAGGAAAACAAGGAGAACAGCAGGGUGGCGAAAAGAAGAAAAAGGAGAAGGCACCGAAAGCGCCAGCUCAACCGCCAGUACAACUAGAUAUGGAUCAGCCACUCUACAGUAGGUUGGACCUCAGGGUGGGAAAGAUCGUUCACGUAGAAAACCAUCCCGAUGCAGAACGUCUCUACGUCGAAAAAAUCGAUGUCGGUGAAGCCGAGCCUAGAACAAUUAUUUCAGGUACUUUCUUAUUUAGGUUAGGAGUACUGACUUAGAAAUGAUGUCAGCGUAUUGGGCGGUCUCGAUCAGAAAACUGAAGUACAAAUCACUAGUUUGUUGUUGAACUUGAGAGGGUGAAAUAAGCGGGAUGUUUUUUCUAUGGUUUGGUUUAAUUUCUUUCGCUACUGCACUUACCACAGUGACUUACCACAUCAGUAUAUAAAUCGAAAUUUAGAUCUCCCCUCAUGAUCCACUUGUACAACUACAACCAUGACCGACCACCCCAGGUUUGCGUGAGCACUAUACUUUGGAGGAAAUGCUUGGACGACAAAUAGUAACGAUAUGCAAUCUGGAAGCCGCGAAGAUGCGAGGAAUUACUUCUCAUGGUAUGGUUUUGUGCGCGAAGACAAGCGAGGGGAAGGUUCAAUUUGCCGGCUUGCCCGAUGGGUGUAAACCAGGCGACCACAUUCUUGUGGAAGGAGAGACACUGCGUAAGCCGUGGACCGGAAAGGAGGUGAAAAAACACAACGUUUGGAUGGAUGCGGCCAAAUUGAUGCAAACGGAUGACGCCGGCAUUCCGUGCUUCGACAAGAAACCACUCACCGUCAAUGGCGCCCGUCUCCAUAGCGAUUUCAAAAACGCGAUCCUGUCAUAAAAGAAUGCGACUAGACUUUGAUUCAAUGUUGAGGCGAACAGAGUUGCAUUUAGCACAUCCUCAAAGUACUUAGAAGUACAUGCUUCGAGUAACAGUAAGCCUCCGUAUGACCACAACUAAGUGAAUGAUGAAUACAUUCUCAUGGAUUGAUGACCGAAAUUGAGACGCAAAUACAAAUUUGAGUACUUAGUCCUAGUUGUCCUAUUGAUUCUAGGACAUCUUCUAGGCUAUUGUGGAAAAUGUGUGAUAGCAAUUAUGCGCAACAUUCUUGUUUCACAGCGAUCGUGUUUCACAACGAACUUUUGUUAAAACGAACCAACAUGAUUGAAGGCUUGAAGAUUUGUGUAAGCCUUACAGGAACCUCACCUGUGAUACAAUAUGGUCUCGCGUUCGACCCAACGAUGAACCAUGUCUAGAUUAGUUCAGUUAGGUCCUCAAAACAACUACGAGUUUUAAGAUCUGAAACUCAGAUCUAAAUUGUGGAAUCUGGAUCCGGUUGCUUAAUUGGCACAAAUAAUAUGCCUAAAACGAUCUUGCACUCCAUCAGGAGCACCUAGCAACUUUCUGCCCCACAUUUUC